GGAGACGCGACAGCAGUUCAGUGUUCGCACGGGGACGCGUGCAUCAACACAUCAGCUCUAGCUCGUACCGUCCAACAACUUUGUUAUCCGCCGUCUGCGUGCAGUUGCGGCGCGGUCGUCGUGCAGUUCGUGUGUGUGCUCGCGCCCGUCGGUGUUCUCGGACUGAUUUCAAUCCCAAAACGGUGCACUUGAGAAUCGCUGUGUUGGAGUGACGAGCACUAUUGUCCUCAAUCUGCUAAUUUUACUAAUACUACUUUUACUAUUACUACAACAACAAUAACUACUACUACUAUUAAUAUUACUACUAAUACCACUAUUACUACUAAUACUGACACAAGUUUGCUGAUAUUUCGUGGAUAUAAUGAAUCAACCGUCGCAAAAAUUACCGCAUGUAAACGGCGAGAACGCUGUAUCGGAGAAUGCCAACAGAAACGGUUUCUCCUCCAAAUACGGUAUUAGCAACGGUCACAAUGAUAAUGCGGUAAAAAUGAAGCCCUUGAACACGUCUCCUUCAAUUAAAAUCCACAAGAACGAGUCAUCGAACCAGCAACCGACGCAAUCGUUUCAGUACCUAGAGUCGACGUCUCCACAGUCGUUCCGGACACGCUGCGACUCGAUGACCGCACGUGAGGAUGACGACCAAAACGAAUCGAAAGUGCUGGUCAUUUAUACUGGGGGUACCAUUGGUAUGAUGCGAAAUGAUGAAGAUAUGCUUGUGCCCACGUCCAGCAACGGCAACGUAACGGACUUCUUGAUGGAGCACAAAAUGCGUCGCGAUCCCCGGCUCUACGACGCUGUGUACGCCCAGAAUAAGUACGGGCAAUCCAUGAACUGCAGCCCGCUAGUGUUGCCCUAUGUCAAGGGAUUCCGGCGAAUCGUCUAUUCGGUGUACCAGUACCCGGAGCUGUUGGACUCGAGCAACAUGUGUAUGCGUGACUGGCGAAGCAUAGCAGAGGACAUUUGGCAAGCAUACGAACUGUACGAUGGCUUCGUCGUGCUGCACGGGACUGACACGUUGGCAUACACCGCGUCCGCCUUAUCGUUCAUGUUCGAGAACCUUGGCAAGACGGUCAUCAUCACGGGAGCACAGUUGCCCGUGUUCGAUUUGCGAAGCGACGGCAGUGACAAUUUCGUCACCAGUCUGCUGAUGGCCGGCAACUACUGCAUCCCCGAGGUGACGAUUCUGUUCCAUAACAAGCUGUUGCGCGGCAACCGUACCGUCAAAGUCGACUGCGAGAGCUUCGCGGCAUUCGACUCGCCUAACAUGCCACCACUAGCAGUCGUCGGUAUCGACAUCAACGUAUCGUUCAGACAAAUCUUCCGUCCGAGGUCGAUUGAAAAGUUCACGGUUCACUUGCAACUCGACGAGAACGUCAGCUUGCUGCGCAUUUUCCCGAACAUAACCGCCGACACGGUUCGGACAUUCUUGCAACCGCCCAUACGUGGAGUGGUGCUCCAGACUUACGGGGCCGGCAACUUACCGGGCAACCGGUCUGACAUCAUGGCCGAGCUGAAGGCGGCCACGGACCGAGGAGUCAUCGUUUUCAACUGCAGCCAGUGCUUCAAGGGUUCGGUGACGGCCGUGUACCAGACGGGUCACGUGCUAAGCCAAGUCGGUGUCAUUUCGGGCAACGAUAUCACACCCGAGGCGGCCCUAGCUAAGCUCUCAUACGUAUUGUCCAAGGACGACUGGGACCUCAGCACCAAGAGGAUGAUGCUUGGUGCAAACUUGAGGGGCGAAAUGAGCAGUGGACCACCAAAGCCACCUCGGAAGAACCGUGCUGCGGACGAAUGGGAUCUGGUAGACGCCGUAGCCCGUACUUUACUGCAUGUCAACGGUUCACAAGAGUUAACAGCUCUCGGGGGUAUACUCUUCCCUGCUAUGUUGGGCAAUGCCGUUGUUCGGUCGGACUUGAAUAAACUGGAUGAGCUCAAAGGCUUCGGUGCUGAUUUUUCCGCACAAAACGCCGACGGCCGCACAGCUCUACACCUCGCGUGUGCUCUGGGCGAUGUUCGUAUUGUCCGAUAUCUAUUGUUGAACGGCGCCAGCGUACACAUUAAAGACCGCUUUGACAGAACGCCGCUGAUUGAGGCUGUAGAAAAUGAUCGAAAGGACGUGGUGGCAUUGUUGCGAAGGUGUGGUGCCCAUCUAAACUCACCCGCUAAACACGUAGCUCAGCAAUUGUGCAAUUCCGCAGCUAAAGGAAACGUGCUUCGUCUUAAAUCGUAUGCAUCUGCUGGGGCUGAUCCGACUACAGCCAAGGACAUGUAUGGCAGAACACCAUUGCACGCAGCUGCGCUUACCAACCAAUUGGACGUGGCCGAAUACUUGCUAUCGCUGCAAACGACCGUUAGCACGCUUGGACUCGCCGAGAUUACGCCGCCGAUUGAUCUUAUGGGAGCCACCCCGAUAGACGUUGCCAGGGCGGCCGGACACACGUCCCUUGCUGACAUGCUGCACCGGCACUUUUAUGGCGACGAGCGGUUGCAAAACCACCACAAGAAGCCGGAACCACCGCAGCCGGAUGAUCUGUAAACAACUCGACUGCACACCACUAUCACUCGAUACCAUCGAUUAUUAUAAAAUUAAUGAUAUUAUUAUUAUUAUUACUAUUAUAUUUAUCAAUAUCAAUCGUGUUCUGUA
This is a messenger RNA of Sipha flava (yellow sugarcane aphid), 2644 nucleotides long. Its product is annotated as L-asparaginase-like. NCBI's taxonomy places the organism in Eukaryota, Metazoa, Arthropoda, Insecta, Hemiptera, Aphididae. Gene Ontology annotation, molecular function: asparaginase activity; protein binding. The record is from RefSeq and is a predicted model, not a curated record. The transcript is spliced from 14 exons. The coding region runs from base 362 to 2536 and encodes 724 amino acids.